AACAACAGAGUUGAACACUUCCUGUUCAGUGCUAGAGCAGAGCAAACUCAUACAAAAUAGCAGCGACUGAAUAUUUCCAUAAAUUUUAGUUACAAAUAUUUUACGACAUGGAUAUCGCAAAGGACAAGCAGAGCGAUGAGCUACUGAAGCGCAUACACAAUGAACUGACGGCCAUUCUGGCGGAAGAGGCGAAAGAUCCAGAGCGAAAGUUGUCUUAUGAAACACUAUUGAAGCCCAAUCCGCUGCCCAUCUUUGGUCCCGGAAGACAGGCAAAUGGCAAGCCAAAGAAGUCCGUGACAUUCCCCCCACAGCCGGCACACAAGCGGGAUGACAGUACAAAGGCAGCAGAGGCACGUCUAGCUGGUGGGGAUGCCCAGAGAAAGAAGUCGGAUCCAGCGACAUCAUCCUCUUCUGCGUCGCUUAAGGCUGCCCUGGACGGUGGCAAGUGGGAUGUCCCGCCCACGGAUCGCACUCUUCGAACCGAGUUCAUGGACUCGUCAGCUGUCAAGAGCAUCGACGGAGACCUGCAGAAGAUGCAGGUAGAGCUGAAGCAGAGCUACGAGCUGUUCCAGGGCAUAGGCGAGAAAUUCGAGUCAAUCAACUUCAGCGGCCUCAAGAGCCGCAUACGCGACCUGCACCUGAACAGCUCCACCAACGAGGUGGGCAAGGUGGCCACCGAUGAGUUGCACAAGAUGUUCGAGGCCCACUACGUGAAGAAUAAUCUGGACAAACUGACCACGGACGUGAGCGAGGGCUUCCGCCGUCACCCCGGGGAGUUUGGGGACAUUCCGGAGCUGAGUACGUUCUUCCAGGCCUGCACGCAGCUGGAGCACGGCUUGGACGCACUGAAACAGCAGCGGCGGCGCAGCAAUGAACUGGAGAAGCGCCUCUGCUGGGCCACAGAGAUUGCCUACGAUCGCAUGGACGAGAUACGCAAUGCGGUUGGCAACAAGCCGGAAUCCAAUUUUUAAACUCCAUUCUACUCAUUACACGUUGACCCCUGCGACAUAAGCCAACUAUCGUUUUGAACAAUGUUCCUUUUGGGUCUUUAUUUUAUCAAAUAAAAAUAAAAUUCUUA
Drosophila obscura is the source of this 1078-nucleotide messenger RNA. RefSeq lists its product as uncharacterized. Lineage: Eukaryota; Metazoa; Arthropoda; Insecta; Diptera; Drosophilidae. The record is from RefSeq and is a predicted model, not a curated record. The transcript is spliced from 2 exons. The coding region runs from base 108 to 971 and encodes 287 amino acids.